GGCUGAACGAUAGAUUCCCGUUUCACAAGUACGUAUUAAGCCAUUACUUCGAAAAAGAUAAGCUGGUACGGUGGAUUGGAUACGACAGUGGUUUUAAUAUUUUUGCGAAAUGUGGUUUAAUUAAUUUCUUUCGAUCCUCAUUAUCGCUGAUGUUUCGUUCACCAUUUAAGCGGUGUGUGGAUUUAUUAUUCAGUUAUGAAUUUCUCUAUAUUUUUAGCAAUCGUUACCAUAUGGGCUGUAAAAAUAUGCAGCUCGCACCCAAUCACGAGUUCAAAUACAACAGUAAUACGUCCUGGAGACUAUCCAUAUCAGGGUGUAAUUCGAUUUGUGUCAGGCAGCAAAAUCUUUCUACUUUGCGAAGGCGCUAUUAUCGAUAAGAAAUGGAUUUUAACCGCUGCUGGAUGUGUUGACAAGUAUGAAUCAAAUCAAGAAAAUUUAGAGGUUGUAGCAGGUAUUACGUCCACAACAGAUAUCAAAUCAGAACCGCAUGCUCAAGUGAGGAAAGUAUCACGUAUUAACAUUUCUCCUUUGAGGGUUGCUUCCAAGAAAACAGCCGGCGAUAUAGCAUUAAUAGAGCUUUCCAAACCAUUUACGUUCAAUAAAUUUGUAAACAAAGCGAUUUUCGGAAAAAAUGCAACAAUUAACGGAACAGCUCAACUGGUUGGAUAUGGCAAGUCCGAAAAUUUAACAUUAACUGAAUUGAAGAUAAUUUCAAAACAAGAGUGCAAUUUGAAAACAGAUGAUAAUACAGCAGAAUUGAUUUGUGCAAGAAAGAAUAGCAGUCGUUAUGCCUUUAAUGAUGAUUCUUUUGCAGGUGCACCUUUGGUAAACUCCACCAAUUCCGAUUCUUCCAGAGAUGAAAUUGUUGGCGUUGUAUCAGGUAAAGGGCGUAAUUUUACGAGUGUCGCUCAUCACAAAAAUUGGAUUGAACGUGUAACAAAAAUUAAGUCGUCGAAUGCUGAUGAUACAAAUGCAUCGGACUUGUCUGAGGAGAAAUCAUAUGUAUCAGAUGAUGGAGGUGCGCCAGGUGGAUCAAAUAACACAACAAACGGAACUAGUACAACGCCAUCUCCCUCUUCAGAUGAUUAUUCCUCCGAAGAGGAAUCAGAAUCAAGCGAAGAAGUUGAAACUACAACUGAAGAUACUACGGAUUCCAGUGAAGAAAACAGUUCAGAUGAAACUUCGGAAGAGACCUCUACUUCCAGUUCUACAACAGAAGAGUCAGAUGAAACUGAAGAAAGUGAAUCGAUUGAAAGUACUACAGCUGAAGACACUUCCACAGAUUCAUACGAAGAUGAUGAUGCCGAAUAUGCAGAAGAAACCACAACAACAUUUCCAGGUUCCGCGGAGGAAUCUGAGGAAAGUUCUGAAUCUAAUGAAUCAACGGAGUCGUCAACCACAGCUACGACAUCAUCUCCUAGUACUACUCAAACCAGCGCACCAACACCAACCACGACUACUACAUCAUCAACAACCACAAACCCUAAGACUACAACUUCAACAACUACUUCUCGACCUACAACAUCAAGCACAACUACAACAGCAACCGCCGCUACAACGACUACAUCCUCAACUACAACACCUACUUCUCAACCUACAACAUCAAGCACAUCUACAUCAGCAACCGCCGCUACAACGACUAUAUCCUCAUCCACCUCUCCAACGACAACACCCACAACUUCCACUACGCAUGAAGAAGAUGAUGAUGAUGAUGAUGAUCCAGAUGACGAUUAUUCAAAUUCCAAUAAUCGCGAUCAAAAUUUCCCAAAUUCAUUUGACAAGGAUAAUCAUGAUAAUAAAAUCAAUUCUGGCGAUGUUGCCGGAAGCAACGCUGUUACUUCGAAUUCAGCACAACCAUCUAAUCCAUCUUUGAUUUCUACUAUGAUUUCUAAAAUUAAGAAAUUUAAAAUAUUUUUUGCCGUUUGAUAAGAGCUCACGUACUACGAAAUCAAGUAACUAGAAUAACUAAUAUAGAGUAAUGCCUUAAGAUCCAAAUUAAAAUUUCGAUACUGCACCGAUGAAGUUUUUAUACCGACGAAUUUACAAUCCCUGUAUAAUGUAUAAUGUAAUUAUACAAAACGAAUAAUAAAAUAAUUUAUAAAUACGAAAAGAA
Molecule: messenger RNA, 2113 nt
Organism: Planococcus citri (citrus mealybug)
Lineage: Eukaryota; Metazoa; Arthropoda; Insecta; Hemiptera; Pseudococcidae
Exons: 7
Coding region: 196-1926 (576 amino acids)
Biological process (GO): proteolysis
Molecular function (GO): serine-type endopeptidase activity
Source: RefSeq, a predicted model, not a curated record